CUGUGGACGUCCUAAGCCUUGAGCUCAAACCGAGACACUCAACACGGGGGGAAAAAAAGCCCACGGGCGUGAAAGGGGACCGAUGCCCUCAAGGAAGACAGUCAAGCUCGUGCUGUACGAGGUGCUGCAGUUCGCGGCCCUCGGCGUACCGAUCUUCGUGGUCAUGGAGAGGUUCGCGGGCCUCAUGCGCGACGUGAGAGAAGGGGACCUUACGGCUUACUGGUUGGUGGUGGCAGCCUCCGUCGCCUACGUGACCUCCGUGACCCUGCUGGUGUGGGUCCCUGUGAAGUAUCUGACCCUGAAGAAGCGGCGGUGCAUCGCUAAAGCGUCCCAGUGGAGACCCACGGCGUUGGCCUAUGUCAUCCUGUGUACAUUACCAUGCUUUGCUAUUUUGAUCGCCAGCUCCAAGGUGCAGACAGACAGAGGGAGCAAACUGGACCACUUCACGGAGCUGCCCGUCUCUUUGGUGCUCUUCUGUCUCAUCUGCGUGGACGUCAUUGAGAGGAUUCGCCCAUGUAGUCUCACUGGACGAGCAGACAUCCUGGAUGCAGACCUUGACCUUUCAGGUCCCAUCCUCACCCACCUGGAACAGGUGACCACCGUUUCAGGCCAGCUGUACGCUGACGGGGCCCGAAACGGGUCACCCGCUGGUCACCCUGAGACCAGGAAUGGCAGCUCCCCGAGGCGAUGGCAUGACCGGGCUCACUCACACAACCACUCGUCAAUGCCCAGCCCCGCAUACCUAUACUCCUCAUCCUCUCGCACCCGAUCCUACUCCGGCCCGCUUCGCCUCCUUUGGGCAAGGGAUUUUAGGUCGGAGGCAUUCGUCGACAGCUUCCUGUUUUGGCUGGACACCGUGGAGAUGGUGAGAGCGGCGGGGGAUCCUUCGAUCUACUACUCAAACUGGAUUUUCCCCGUCUUCAUAUUAGCCUUCCUGUCCACACUUAGACUGGCCAUCACACCUCUCAACCCCUUGUUGUCCUCUGCGGGGUUUGUCGUUCAGGACCUUCCUUUCUCCGUUGUUCGAAUAGCUCUGAUUGUUGUUUUUGGCUACGUCACGCCUGUGUUGUACGCCAUGAAAAACAUUCUGGUGUGCCUGACUUUCGUCUACUUCACAUUCCUGACCAAGCUGAAGAUAUUCAGAAGACAGCGCAUGUUCUGAUGUACCGAGCCGGCUCUUCCAAAAGAAGAAUUUGCCCUGAUGGCAGACGGCUCAGUGGUUGCCCUCUUUACGUGUCAGCCGGGGGGGGGAACAGUGCAGGAAUUGAUGCGGAAGAAGCAUUUUGCAAGCAGCAAUGGCCAUGAAAGAAAAGAACGACCCCAUUAAUCCAGGUAAGACAUCACAAGGGGUCAAAAAUACAAGAUGUGAAAUAAAACGAUGUAUUUCUCAGAGUCCACGCCGAGCCUAAUGUUUUCCUAUUUUUAUGUUAUGCCUGAAUCUAACUAGUAUUUAUUAAUACUUGAUUUAACUGUCAUGUUUACUUUGACCGUGGAUGUGUGUAAAAAUGUGACUGUUCAAGUUCCUGUACUGUACUA
This is a messenger RNA of Lampris incognitus (smalleye Pacific opah), 1536 nucleotides long. It is a transcript of the gene tmem236, whose product is annotated as transmembrane protein 236. The record is from RefSeq and is a predicted model, not a curated record. NCBI's taxonomy places the organism in Eukaryota, Metazoa, Chordata, Actinopteri, Lampriformes, Lampridae. The transcript has 4 exons. Bases 83 to 1162 code for a protein of 359 amino acids.